Molecule: messenger RNA, 1705 nt
Organism: Pygoscelis adeliae (Adelie penguin)
Lineage: Eukaryota; Metazoa; Chordata; Aves; Sphenisciformes; Spheniscidae
Gene: APH1A
Product: APH1A gamma secretase subunit
Exons: 7
Coding region: 49-819 (256 amino acids)
Biological process (GO): Notch signaling pathway; positive regulation of catalytic activity; Notch receptor processing
Cellular component (GO): gamma-secretase complex; membrane; endoplasmic reticulum
Molecular function (GO): protein-macromolecule adaptor activity
Source: RefSeq, a predicted model, not a curated record
CGAGCUUCCGGGUCCCGUUCCCGGUCCCGCGCCCCGCGUUCCGCCGCCAUGACGCUCUCCGUCUUCUUCGGGUGCACCUUCAUCGCCUUCGGGCCGGCGCUCGGCCUCUUCCUCUUCACCAUCGCCCGCGACCCGCUCCGCAUCAUCAUCCUCAUCGCCGGGGCUUUCUUCUGGCUGGUGUCACUGCUGCUCUCCUCCCUCAUCUGGUUUAUCGCGGUUAAAGCCAGCGACCCCCGGGAUGAGCCAUUGCAGAAGGGGCUCUUGAUAUUUGGGGUGAUGUUCUCUGUGCUGCUGCAGGAGGCCUUCCGCUUCCUCUACUACAAGCUCCUCAGGAAGGCCAUCGAGGGGCUGGUGGCCCUCAGCGAGGAUGGCUGCUCCCCCAUUUCCAUCCAGCAAAUGGCAUAUGUGGCUGGCGUGGGCUUUGGGCUCAUGAGCGGAGCCUUCUCCAUGAUCAAUCUCCUGGCAGACUCGUUAGGGCCCGGCACCGUGGGCAUCCACGGGGACUCGCAGCUCUACUUCCUGACCUCAGCUUUUAUGACCAUGGUGUUGAUUUUCCUUCACACCUUCUGGGGGAUCCUCUUCUUCCACGGCUGUGAGUAUCGGCGCUGGUGGGAGAUCACGGCGGUUGUUGUCAUGCACCUCGCUGUUUCGGGGUCGACGUUUUGCAACCCCCUGUACGUGGGCAGCCUGGUGCCCUCCUACCUGCUGAUGGCUGCUGCCGCUGCCUGGGCUUACCUACUGUCGGGGGGAUCUGCCCAGAACCUGCGACGCUUCCUGCUCUGUCUACCGAGUGGAGCCAGCCCCCAGCCGGGAUCCUGAGGCCCCACGGGAUGUUCCUGUCCCCAGCCACCCCUGCCCUCCCCCCCUAUCCUGGCGGCAAGAGCGGCCAUCGCCUUCUCUGCAAUAUCUUUUCUCCUGGACUGGGGGACACCGGCCAGUCCUGGCAGGGCGGGCACUGGGGUCCAGCUGUGACAGCCAGCCGACUGGUGUGGCUGGGGCUGGCUCACUCCGAUGCCCGUCUGGGAGCCUCCAGAGGACAGCUCAGUUUUGGGGGACCUGGCUUUGCUGGCCCUGCCGCGAGUGGAGCCCCAGUUAGCCUGCCUGGGAAGGAUGCUACCUUGGACUGCCAGAGGCCUGAGCCCAAAGAAACCCAUCACUUCUCCCCCUGCCGCAGAAGACGUGCUGUCCCCUGUGCCAGGGUUGGGGGGGCCCACAUCGCCUCCUCACCACAGGGUGGAGGAAGUGGCUUUGCAAAGCGCUGCCACAAUCUGGCUUGGGGCUAACCACUGUGGUGCUACCUUCUCCACCCCUUUGUCCAGCCCCGCUGCCCUGGGAGCCGCAGACCUGGCACUGGACUACAUAGCUGCAGUGGGCUGGCAUCCUGGUGCAGGGAGGGUGGUGCUGGGGGACUGACAGCACCCAGGACGGGAAGAGGACAGGGAGAAGACGGUACCCAAAGGGCCCAGUGGACACAGAGGGUGGUGGAGGGCUCAGGAGGAGAUGCAACCCCGCAGCUGGUGCCAGCACAGCUUGGGAAGGGGGUUCAAGGGACCAUUCCAGUAGACCAUUGCCCUCACCUGAACUUGGAGGGGGAUUUUCAGGCAGGCACCAGCCCUGAUGCUGUGCCACAGGGCUGGGAGGAAGAAACUGCCAUCGGGCUCAGGGCUGAGAAGGCAGUUUUAACCACAGUGGGCUUUUAUACCAA